CAUGCACGCACGCGCUCAGAAUAAUAAACCGCGCGGCGUGCGGAGCGUCCCAGUUUGCUCAGCUGCGUCGCGCGCCGCUCCGCGGGGAGCUCGAGGGAGAAGUAGAAACAAGUGUUUGGGUGAACCCCGCCACUUCGAUGAGCGACAAACGGGGUCGAGGCCCGGUACGCACUUCUCCCAUCGGACGAUGCCUUCCCCACCCUCGGGAGGAGAGCAAACUGGAGACGGGACGCUGCGGCGGGGAGGCGGGGGACGGCGCGGCGGACGGGCGGCGGGGCAGGCGGACGGCUCGCGUGCGCUCUGGAGAUGGAGAUGACGAGCCGCGACCCGCACGGAGACUCCAGGGUGGACUGCGUCAACUGCGAUGGCCCGAUAAGACGCAACUGCGGGGACCCGGCAGAGGUGUCCGUGCCGCUGUCGCUCGCCGGGAAACGGGUCGCUCACAUGGAGGGAGAGGACCUCUACAGACUGCGGGACAGAAAGCUCCUCAUCGGGACAGGAAGCGGCUGUGCGCGCUGGCUCUGGGCACCGCGCUGCUCGGGAUUCUGCUCAUGAUCAUCCACGCUGAAAUAUGUCCUUAUGUAUAUAAACCGGGAACUCACAUCGCAUUAAUCGUCAACUGUUCCAUCAGCCUGUCCACCGGGUGUCUGCUGGUCCUCAUCAUAGCUUUCCAUUAUAAAGACAUCCGGCUGUUCAUCAUCGACCACAACCAGGUGGACUGGCGCAUCGCCGUGUCCAGCCACAGGGUCCUGGUGAUCACUCUGGAGUUGUUGGUCUGUGUCAUCCACCCCGUGGGGUCGUACUGGGAGGUGGGACUCCACGUGAACUCCUCCACCAACUCCACGCCGCUGUGCUUUUCCAAUCACGACGGCGAACUGCUGCAGGACGUGGAGCUGCUGCUGUCAGUGCUGAUGUUCCUCCGCCUGUACUUGGUGCACAGAGCCAUCCUGCUGCACAGCAAAGUGCUGCUGAGCGCCUCCUACCGGAGCAUCGGCUCGCUCAACAACAUCAACUUCACCUUUCGUUUUGUUCUCAAGGUACUGAUGAACAAACACCCGGCUCGUACGCUGCUAGUCUUCAUUCUCUUCUUCUGGCUCACUGCGUCUUGGAUGCUCACUCUGUGUGAAAGGCAGACUCGGGAACCGACAGGCGACAUGGACACGGCUCUGUGGCUCGUCGCCAUCACCUUCCUCACGGUGGGAUACGGGGAUGUGGCGCCCAGCACCAGCUGUGGCAGGGCCGUGUGCCUCUUCACUGGAGUCAUGGGAGUCGCCUGCACUGCCAUGCUGGUCGCGAUCGUCACUGAGAAGCUGGCGCUGAACAAGGGGGAGAAACAUGUGCACUUCUUCAUGCUGGACAUCCAGAUUUCCAAACGGAUCCGCCACGCCGCUGCCAAUGUGCUGAGAGAAUGCUGGCUGCUGCACCGCACCAGCCUGACCAAGGGCAACCGCGGCGAGCACCGGAGACACCAGCGAUGCCUUCUGGAAGCCAUCAGAGUAUUUCGACAUUUACGCCUCAAACAGAGGAAACUGAGAGAUUACGUCAGCGAGAUGGUGGACCUGCCGAAGAUGCAGAUGAUCAUGUGCGACCUCAGCGCCAACUGGAACAACUCCUACCGGGAGCUGGAGCAGCGGAUCCUCUGCAUGGAGCAGAAGCUGGACGAGCUGAGCCGCUGCUUCCAGCAGACCUCCGAGCUGCUCUCUCAGGUCCUGCGCCAGCGUCACGCACACAUCAGGUGACAUGGCUGCACGCCUGCAAAGUUUUCAUCUCGAUGAAAGAUGAAAGUUCUCCACCCAGAGCCGCUGCAGACUCUUCACAUGCUGAACCACUUGGAGGACUGGCGUUCGCACUAAAGAUCUCAUCCUCUGGAAGAGCAGCGAGCGUGCGCCGCUCAGUGACUCACUCCUGUAAACUUAUACAGAUAAAUUAAGACUUGCUUCCACUGGCUGUGGGAAAAUCAGAGUAUUUGGGUUUGGUUGUGUUUUAAACAGAUGUGUUUGGGACGGCGUACGGAGAAGUACAAAAACACUGUGGAGAAUGUAACCGAUCGAGGCUUUCGAGGCAUCUGAUGUCAGAUUUCGUUGAACUAUUUAAUUCAUUCAUUCCUACGGAAGGUGUAGUACUGUGGAACACUUCAAGGCGAAAAUAGUGUCAUAAAGAAGUGUUUUCCACAGUACUGUAUAUUACUUAAAAAAAAAACCUAAUCAAUUAAAAAAAACUUGUGAAUCCUUCUUUACAUCAGUGGAAAGUUUAAUGAUUGAUUGUUAUAAUGAGGCUCAUCAAAGUGAUUCAAAACAUUUCCACACUGAUCCGCUGUCGGAGUGCUUAUUGAUGGAGGGAUGAAAACCAAACGGAGACAUACUGUGGAUGAAAAAAAAACUUCCUUUAUUUCAAACCAAACAAGCGUGGGGUUUCACUGGCUGGCAUACACUAAUCUCACAGGAAAUUAUCAACAUUUAAGGUUUUUAUCAGUUCAUACUAGAAUUUCUAACAGUUCGGGGCUCAGUGACAAAGAGUUUAAAAUCUUGAAGAAAAGUUGGACUAACUUGUCAUUUAAAGACGUGUAGUGAAACGUGUUUAUGUAGGUUUCAUGCUAUCUGACUAUUUUUGACAAAAAAGUAAGAGUGAAUGAAGAAGGAGAAUCGUGAAAACAACAUCAUGGGAGAACUACUGAGCUUUUCUCUUCACACUAUGAUUACAUGUUAUGUCGGAUGAAGAAAAUAGACAAUAGUGAGUCUAAAUAACUACACGCAUGACCGAGUUACCUCUGCGAUGAGUAUAUUUAACCAAAUCCUGUUUGUCACUGACCCUUCCACCUGUCCUAAAAACAAUGCAACUCCUGUCCAAGUGGGCCAAUUUGCUAAGAUCGAUCCAACUGCGCCAUCUAGUGGACACACAAAGUAAACGCCGACUAAUCCAGGUACUGUUGAAAACAGUUUGGCCAACUAUUGAAAACUUUUCCACUCCCUACUAAAACAUCAAAACCUGUUCAACAUGUCGAAGAAGUGAAGCUUUUAAAUCAGAUGGAUUGAAAAAAGCCUGAAAAAACAAACAAACAAAAAAAAAACCCCUAAGUUGACCUCAUUGAUCAGAAUGCACUUUGUGGGAAGAAAAAAAUACAAAAC
This is a messenger RNA of Salarias fasciatus (jewelled blenny), 3125 nucleotides long. It is a transcript of the gene kcnn4, whose product is annotated as potassium intermediate/small conductance calcium-activated channel, subfamily N, member 4. Bases 138 to 1739 code for a protein of 533 amino acids. The transcript has 9 exons. Lineage: Eukaryota; Metazoa; Chordata; Actinopteri; Blenniiformes; Blenniidae. Gene Ontology annotation, molecular function: calmodulin binding; small conductance calcium-activated potassium channel activity. The record is from RefSeq and is a predicted model, not a curated record. Gene Ontology annotation, cellular component: membrane. Gene Ontology annotation, biological process: potassium ion transport.